This is a messenger RNA of Laetiporus sulphureus 93-53, 491 nucleotides long. RefSeq lists its product as uncharacterized. The coding region runs from base 170 to 439 and encodes 89 amino acids. The record is from RefSeq and is a predicted model, not a curated record. The transcript has a single exon. NCBI's taxonomy places the organism in Eukaryota, Fungi, Basidiomycota, Agaricomycetes, Polyporales, Laetiporaceae.
AUCAGGGCUGCUUACCAGUCAAAGUCAAUGGAAAGUCAUACGCUGGUCCGUGCAAGGAUCUGCCACGACUCAUUGGAACGCACGCGGGCGAUGAACGAAGUUCAGUAUCUCUCGUACGGUUUUGUGGAAGCUGGCAGAGGCACAGAGAUCGCGACGGAGGACGAUCGUAAUGUUACAUGCGAGGAUACACUGGCUGAAAUCUUUCUUUGAUCACCGACGAGCAAAAGUUAGGAGCCUGAGUGAGGAGAUACAUCCGGGUCGUUGCAGCGGCGCGAGAGGAGCAUUGACCCAAGACACGAGUGGAGGUUACAUGCGGCUUCGCUUCGGAGCACAUCUACCCCUGUCCCUAGUUGCUCUCUUAGCCGGUCACCGGCUUCAGGAGCAGCUAGGGACAGGCGCGGCUGGAGAGCAACUAGGGACAGGCAUGCCCACUGGCUGAGCAGGUCGUGCGCACACCUCCAGUCACCGAGUCCGUCGCCUCGCGAAAGAGG